Molecule: messenger RNA, 3600 nt
Organism: Acytostelium subglobosum LB1
Lineage: Eukaryota; Evosea; Eumycetozoa; Acytosteliales; Acytosteliaceae
Exons: 1
Coding region: 1-3600 (1199 amino acids)
Molecular function (GO): protein phosphatase binding
Source: RefSeq, a predicted model, not a curated record
AUGGACGAAGACGAGAAGCUUAAGGAACGUCGUAGAUUGCGUGAGGAAAGAAGAUUACGCGAGGAGGAGGAAGAACGACGUCAAGAGGAGGAGAGACUAAAAAAGGAUGAGGAGCGCAAGGCCAGAAGAGAACAACGCGAUCGCGAGAGAAAGGACCGCGAGGAGAAGCAGAAGCAAGAGCUGGAGGAAUACAUGAAGAAGGCCGAGGAGGAGAGAAAGGCAAGGCGCGACGAGCGCGAGAAGCGCCGUUUGGAGGAGGAAGCUCGUCUGGCCGAGGAAGAGGAGCGCAGACGCAAGGAGCGCGAAGAACGCGACAGGAAGCGCAAGGAGGAGGACGAGGAGAAGCGUCGCAUCAAACAGCGCGAGAUCGAGGAGGCCAAGCGCAAGAUUCAGAAGGAGCUCGACGAGGACAGCAGCAGCGGCAGCGACGCCGACUCCCAGAUCGACAACGUGCUCUCCAUCAAGAAGAAGAGACUCAGCGCCAAGCAGACAGUCGAAACCAUAGUGCAGAGCGUCAGCGCUGAAAACAGCCAAUUGACCAAUGCCGGCGAGUCUGUCGUCGCCAUGCUGUUCACAGACGAUCUCAAGGACGACAUCAUGGACCUGAUUCAAAGCGGCUUCAAGCCGCUCACCGACUACCUAUCGCUGCCCGAGACCAUGCUCUCGAUGAUGCAGAUCGUCGUCGACGUCGAGCUUGGCUCCAUCGUCUACGACGCCAAACCCGAGUUUGUGGCCGACACAGCCUCGCCCGAGCUCAGGAAUGGUCUUGCACGCCUCACUGCCUCCUUUGAGAUAUUGAAGGGCGCACUGUCUUCGGUUCCACGCACGGUGGCCGACCCCGGCAACUCAUAUAUUCUCGACGCGCUGUUUGAGGUCAUCCAGUACCAGCCACCUCUGCCCGUGUCCAACCUGCACUCAUUCACAGAGCUGGCAAUGUCACUGCUGUCGCGCAAGCCCGAGGUGCUCGUCUAUAUCUGCGAGCACAGCGACACUAUCCUGCAGUCGUUGAUGCUGCAUAUUGGCUCCAUGGAGAUCAUCGACCUGCUGCUCAAGAUGGUCGAGGUCGAGAUGCAGUUGUCGACGACCGGAGGCUCAACCAACUUCUUUGGCGCGUUCUCGUCAUCGUCGGCGACGCCAGCCGCGGCGUCCAAGGAGAAGCCAUCAUGGACAAACGACCUCACAGUCUACAUCAUUCUCAAGCUGAACGAAAUCUUCAAUCCAGAGCAGCUGAGCGAGAAUCUCGAGACAGAGAUCGAGAAUAUUACACGCCUUAUUGUCGAGAUCGUCAAGAGGUACUCCAAGUCCAAGGUUGCGCAUCACUUCUGCGGCCAAUCAUUCUCAAACGCAUUGCUCACCAACGCAUUCCGCGUCGUGCUCGAGAACGACUUGACCUCGUUCACGCCAUCCUGCUCAAUCAUACAGCUGGUGUCAACGAUGAUCGAGUUCAGCUCGAUCACAGUCAAUCCACAAUCACAGGACCUGGCACCAAUCAUCAAUUUGAUGUUCAAGCCGCUGGUGGUGCUCAGCGACGGCCGCGAGAUGACCGCCAUCGAGGCAAUCAACGAAAUCCUCUCCGUGCCCGACUUCAACCAAUCGCUCGGACUCAUUCGCCUCAAGUGCAUCAAUCUGGUUCAUUCGCUGGUCAAGGCCAACGUACCCAAGCUGGACAAGGCCAUCUGGGAGUGUGGCAUUCUGCGAAAGUGUGUCGAUAUGUUCUUUGAGUUUGAGUCCAACAACAUCAUCCACUGCUCCGUCGAGACGCUGCUGACUCCGCUCAUCCAGCGCAGUCUGGGCUCAGAGGACGAGGAGUUUAUGUAUCACCUGCUCAAGGACUGCGAGUUUGUCAGCCGCUCAGUGUUCAUCUUGGGCGAUACAAAGAAUAUCAACAACAACUCAAACAACAAGACCUUGCUGCAGCAAGCCGUCCAGGCCCAGAUCACAGCACAGCAACCCGUUGCCGUUGCAGUGGCACCGGUCGAGGAGCCAGCAGCGGCACCCGUCAACACCUCAUCCAGAUCGGUCCGCUUUGCAGACAGCGAGCCAGUGGUGUCCAAUGGCACAUCAGCAGACACUCCCGCUGAGCCCCAGAAGAAGCCUAGGCUCAGGAGAAAGGUGUCGUUUGCUGAGGAGCCCGAGGAGGAGAAGCCAAAGAGUGCUUUGGAGUCGUUGUUCUUCAGACCACCACCAGCCCCACCCGCCGAAGAGGUCGUCGUUGAGACGCCCAACAAUGCCGCCGACACCACAAGCGACACCUCAUCCACUGGCUCUGACGUGUCAGUUGGUUCAGACAUCACAUCGUCGAGUGGUUCCAUCCCUACAUCAUCUGCUGCCGCACCACCAUCUGCCGCCGCCACAAACGACUCAGUCGCCUCAGAGGACAAGAAGGAGAGACGCAAGAAGCACAGGGAGGACUCUGAGAGCAGGGAGCACAGGAAACACAGGGAGCAUAGAGAGCACCGUGAGAGCAAGGAUUUGCGCGAGAGCAAAGAGUCCAAGAAGAAGUCCAAGAAAUCUUUGGAGGAGCUCGCCGCUGAGAAUGGACUCGUCAAUCCAAAUGGCGAGCCACUGACACCCGAGCAGGAGAAGGAGCUCAAGGCCCUCAGGAAGAAGGAGAAGGAGGAGCGAAGGAAGAGACGUGAGGAGAGGAGGACCCGCAGGGCUCAGAAGGAGGCCAACGGUGAGGCCUUGACCGAGUCCAAGGAGGAGGGCGAGGGCGACGAGAAAAAGAAGAAGAAGAAGCAUAGGAGCAGCCACAGCGGCAGCAGCAGCAGCAGGAAGGAGCGACACAGCAGCAGCAGCAGCAAGAAGGACACCAACAACUCAUCCGUAGACAAUACUGCCUCUGGAAAUGAUGAUGUCAAGGGUGUGGAGACUACGCUCAGCGUUGAGGUCAGUGGCGAGAUGACCACCGACACGACCCAGCCAUCGAACCUGCCAGCUUGGGCCACCUCGCUCGACUCAUUCAUCAGCGAGGGCAAUGCCGAGGAGGAGGAGGUGCUCUUCCCCGAGGUGUCAAAGCUCUCUCUGAACGACUUUGGCAUUGAGGGAGGCGAGAUCUUGGAUUCACUGUCAACACUUGUGCCGGUCGACCAGUCACACGAGCAACAGGAGGCGCAGCAACAGCACGAGCAACAACAACACGAUUUCACCAGUACAACCACAACGGAUAAUUGUAACAAUAAUGGCAACGACAGCAGCAACAACAACAGCAGCAGUAGUUGUAGUAAUAAUGUAGAUAAUAGUAGCAGCGAGCAGCAGCAACAGCUGGCAGUGGAGGAGGUGGCCAAACCAAAGAAACUGUACCAAAACGUCGGACACAUCCUCUCACUGUGUAUAGAGAUCACGCACAUCGUCAACAAGAGCAAGAAUCAUUUCCUUCGCGAUGUUGUCGAUGAGUGCUGUGGCGAGGGCGACUGGGACGUCAUUGUGGUGCCCAAGCUCAAGAAGGAGAUAUCCUACAGGAACACCAAGCCCAUCGGCACGGUGUCGAUGCGUAAGGGCAAGGGCAAGCCAACGUUCCAACUCGUGGAGAUCCAGCCCGUCACCUCCACUGGAGUGCCAAUCGCCCCAACCGAGACCUCAUCCAAGUUCUUCUUCUAA